UGGAUAAGAGAGGAACGAUCACAUAGAGGGCAAUUUAAAAAUAUGUGAUUCAAAUCGCCAACUUUGCCGCACCCGCACAAAUCGUCAACAACCUUAUGUCCAAAGCAAAUACUACAAAAAAUAUAGUAUGUCAUUUCAAUUUUUCAAAUGGUUGGUCGAUCAGUCAAACACUGGUGGCGCAGAAUUUGAAUGAAAAUGCUAAAAUAUUUUGAUAUAUUCUACACAUUCAAUGUUGUUUCUAAUGUUUUUACUGACAUUUUCGAAUGCACUAUAUGCAGAAAGUGGCAGUGCAGGCACUGUUUUAUUCAAGGAACGUAAAUACUACCCAGAAUGCUGGACUGCAGAUCAAGCGGCAAAACUUCGCGCACGGAUGAUAUUAGAGAACAUAAUCCCACCACAAGUAACUCUAGAUAAAAUAAAUCGUAAAUACGUUAGAACAACUUUAAGAUAUUUUCGUAGUGCACUACUGCAAGUCAACAAAAGUCGGGACCCACUCAUCGCUGGUAUACUCCAGGAAACUAUGGCCGAUACUAUAGGAAGUCAUUUACGCAAAGAUUUUCUGCCCAAUGUUAAAUUUGCUUAUUAUGCUGGUUAUGUACCAUACGACGACGUACAAAAAUUAAACGAUUUAUAUGAGGAUAUGAAAACAAUUUUGAAUACGAAAGGUAUUGGCUGGAAGAUACCUGUAAUUACACCUCAGCAAUCGAACUUAACCGUUCGUAAAAUUCUCAUAGGAUUGGGAAAACUACGUAACCCUUGUUCCUGUCUGGCAAUAAGACAGUACCCAAAUCAAUGUUUACGCUUGCCUAUUCCAAAAUUGGACGAUGAUCAUAAUCCUUCAGCAAUGGUGCUGCCGUUUAGGAAUGGGGGAGUUGUAAGUUUACAUUCGCCGAAAUCAGAGAACAUUUUACUGGAAUACUACACAACUGCAGCAAGAUGCAUUCUUCACAGCUCGCCUGCAAGAUGUCGGCAUUCAGAUUUUGUUAAUUUCAAUAAUGAACUGUGGCACUGGAUGAAGAAAUCAGUCGCUCCGCAUCUUAUGGAUGAAAAAUUAUAUCCUGGGUUAGGAGGUGUCUUGCGCGUCGCAGCCGCAGUACAAACCUACGGCAAAGGCUUAUCCCGACGCAAUAUAUUAUACGACUACGAAGAAGAACAUCCAAACAAUUGGCAUCUUUGGCGAACGCUCACACAGACUGGAGUAUACGUAAACACGGAUUGGACGCCUCGGUUAUACAUUGGCAUCGUUAUUUUUAUAGGGUGCUUGAUGUGCUGCGUGCAAUUGUUAAUAGACAGAAUGUGCCGCACGAGAAGAGUUUGUUGCUGUAUUGGGCGGCGGCUGUCCUCGUCAGGGACGAGAAAAGAUGUUACAUAUACUGACGCGGAUACGAACGUUCCUACUAUGUUGUCGACGCACUAUAUUUACCCAUCAAGUAAGUCAACCUCGACCAAAACGAAUAGACCCGCGCCGCCCAUACAAAAAAGUAAAUCGGCGUCAACGGGAACUAUCAAAACUCAGCGAGUGUACGAUAUGAACGAGAACACAGAAAAGUUAAUGCCCGUGCUAAUAAGCGACAAUGAAAGUACUGAUAUCGAAAUUUCGUCCUCACAGAGUUCCGGCGAAGACCCAUUGCAAAAGACUGUGAUAGAUAUGCGUAGUGUGAAGUCACCAAAUUCCCAGAAAUCGAAAAGUCCACCGCAGAUAGACGCAUUAGUAGCGCAGUUGAAGAUUGAUAAGCCUUCGUUUACAGAAUCGAGCCGUGUGAAUGUUUAUUUGACGGAUACGGCAACAGAGACUACAUUUAAUCGCGGUCGACCGAGCGACACGGGAUGGUCUGAAAGUUCUUCAACAAGUAGGUCUAUGACAACCGCUAGUUUGAAGUCUCAAGGUACAAGUUUGCGGGAAUUAGCGUGGGCACAUCGCGUUGCCUGCAAGCAAAAACGACGAGCUUCUUCCUCGCUAACCAAUACAGCGACUGAAGUAAAUUCCUACAUGGGUUCGAAUUCGUUUACGACUCCACGCUCUCGACGAUAGAAUGUUCAUAUUUCUACGAUUAUUUAAUAGGUGCAGGUGGGUUGGAUAGGUCUUUUUAGAUUUCGUUAGUGAUAUUAUUGUAAGA
Hyposmocoma kahamanoa is the source of this 2117-nucleotide messenger RNA. RefSeq lists its product as uncharacterized. The record is from RefSeq and is a predicted model, not a curated record. The transcript has a single exon. Lineage: Eukaryota; Metazoa; Arthropoda; Insecta; Lepidoptera; Cosmopterigidae. Bases 230 to 2032 code for a protein of 600 amino acids.